This is a messenger RNA of Schistosoma intercalatum, 1835 nucleotides long. The record is from the annotation of a GenBank genome assembly. NCBI's taxonomy places the organism in Eukaryota, Metazoa, Platyhelminthes, Trematoda, Strigeidida, Schistosomatidae.
UGAAAAGCUCAGAGCAGUCUUUCGAAAACUGGGCUACCAUUAGUCCCCUUAGCAUCCUGUCGUGAUAUCAUUGUAUCUGAUCAAACGGAAGUGAUUGUUUCGUUUUUCUCCUUGAUUAACAAUGUUGGAGUGUGCAGCACCUGGAGUUGAGGAUGCUAACGUAUGGGGUCUCAUAAGUUUAAAGAAAGGUGAUAAAAAAGCCCAAAGGAAAAUUCUGAAUGAGUUCCACAGACACAACAAGGUGUUGAAUGAAACUGAUGAGAUUCAGGACGCAAGACAAGCCAGAAGGAUAGCUUUCAGAGGAGUUAAACGUCAGCUUAAUCUCUGGAAAGGCCCAGUACAUAAAAAUCGUCUUGCAGAACAAAUCGUGUUUCCAAUAAAUGACAGAGAAAUCGUUAUGUCAGCCUCCCAAGAGGCUGCAAAAAUGAAAGAGCAAGUUUAUGUCAAGGAUACCAUAAAAGAUUUGACAAAUUUACAGGGGAAAUUAUAUAAUGCAUUGUAUAGAGAUAUGGACACAAGUACACCUCAGGAAGAAAUUCCAGAAAAGGCAGCGCAGAUGGUUUCCAAGAUGCUACUGGAAAAAGUCGCUAUGCGUGACAGAGAACGUUUCUUACUUGCUCGAGCUGCUGCUCGUAACAAGCGUCAAAAUAAAAUUAAAAGCAAGCGAUUUCAUCGUCACUUGAAGGCACGUACUAUGAAAGAAUAUGAAAAAGAAACGGAGUCAUUGCGGAUCAAUAAUCCUCGGAAAUUCGCUGAACGUCUUCUCAGUGCCGAAUUAAGUAGAGUCAGAGAAAGAGCCAGUCUGAAACAUAGAGGUGGUAGCAAGUUUGCAAAAUUACAGAAGUUGAGAGCAAAGUAUGACUCUGAGGCUAGAGCAGCUGUAGCAGACAUGCACGAGUUAUCUAGGGAGACCACAAGAAGGACUGAUCCCGACCUUCUAUCUGAUACUGAUGAAUCUGAUGUAUCUUUAUCAUCUGGAUCUGAGGGGGAAUCAGAAGGGUCUGAUUUUAAUUUAGACGAUGAUGCCGACGAGGAAGUUAAUGGAGUUACUCAAACCCUCGGCUGGUGGAAAAAGGGCUCAACCAAGAACAAAUCGAAGACCGAACAUCAGACAACUGUUGGAGCUGUGCUUUCCACUCAGGCAGCUGAAGAAGUACUAGAAAAAUAUGAAGUCAAUCAGAUGAUUUUAAGUGAACCAGUAGUGUGCAAUACUAGUGUGGCUGCAGAACCAGAUGUAGUUGAUCCCAAUUCAGAGGGGUUUUUCCAUGCACUUCAAGAAAGCUUUGCAAAUGAUCCUGCAUUACAACAGAAGUUUUCCGCAGAGAAAUCUGAAACUGUAAAAGAUGAGGCACCUCAAGAUAUUGAUACAUUUCUGCCUGGAUGGAAUUCCUGGACAGGUCCAGGAACUGAAAAGGCUGAUGAAAGAAAGCGGAGAUCCAGAAUUAUACCUGCUCCUAGAGUAAAACGUGAAGAUGACAAAAAACCUCACGUAAUCAUCAAACGGCGUGUAAACCAAGAUUUCAAGCAACACUUGGUAAAAACUAUUCCGUUCCCAUACAACACACCAGAACAAUUUGAAGCUUUUAUCUCUCAGCCUAUUUGUAGAGAAUGGACAACAGAACUUACACAUCGUGAGCUAACAAGGCCCAAAGUUACAGUUCAGUCAGGUCGUAUUAUCAGACCAAUAUCAAAGUCUGCAGCCUUACUACGUGAUAAAGAUAUAGAGCGUUUUGUUAAACAAAACAAAAACUCUUAGUAUCAUGUACAUUACUUAUCUUUUUAUGAGUUAUCAAUAUCUACAUUGUAAUAUGAAAUAUAACAUUCGUAGAUUGUUC